GGACUGGAAGAGCGAAGUAGUCAGAGCAGUUUUCUCAGAACACCACAGGGGUUGUAGAUACCUGGUGUUUGAACUCUCGUACUUUCGGUUUGUCCCUUUGAAGUCACUUCCGUUUUGGGCAGGACGCAGGCCAAACCUGUGGCGGGAGUUGGAGAUCCUUCAGCUAAUACACCAGAUUACCUAGUCACACUUGGAAGAAUGGAUGCGGAAGCAGGAGCAACCUUUUAGAAGGCUACCUUAAAUACUCCAGGAUCAUCAUGCUUAGAUUUCAUAAUAUAAAAAAGCCUCUUGAAAAUCAGAUUUCCUGUUUGACAAGUGAAUCUUAUAAACAGCUGGAUUAUUUGCCUGACAGACUAAGAGCAAAGCUGCUUCCUUUUCAGAAAGAUGGCAUCACUUUUGCCCUUAGAAGAGAUGGCAGGUGCAUGGUGGCUGAUGAAAUGGGUCUAGGAAAGACAAUCCAGGCAAUUGCCAUCGCUUACUUCUAUAAGGAGGAAUGGCCUCUUUUAAUAGUGGUCCCUUCAUCUCUGAGGUACCCUUGGACAGAAGAAAUAGAGAAAUGGAUCCCAGAAUUAGGUCCAGAUGAAAUCAGUGUCAUACAGAAUAAAAUUGAUGUUGGGAGAAUAUCUACCAGCAAAGUGACAGUUCUGGGUUAUGGUCUCUUAACAACAGAUGCAGAGGCUUUGAUAGACACACUGAAUAAUCAGAACUUCAAUGUGGUGAUAGUGGAUGAAUCACACUACAUGAAGUCCAGAAAUGCAAGUCGCAGCAAGAUUUUAUUGCCAAUAGUACAGAAAGCCAAACGAGCCAUUCUUCUUACAGGAACUCCAGCUUUGGGAAGGCCUGAAGAGCUUUUUAUGCAGAUUGAAGCUCUCUUUCCACAAAAAUUUGGAACAUGGACUGACUAUGCCAAAAGAUACUGUAAUGCACAUGUCAGAUAUUUUGGUAAAAGGCCUCAGUGGGAUUGUAGAGGAGCGUCAAAUCUUAAUGAACUUCAUCAGUUAUUAAGUGACAUAAUGAUUAGAAGGCUAAAGGAUGAAGUUUUAACCCAGCUGCCCCCUAAAAUCAGACAGCGAAUUCCUUUUGAUCUUCCAUCAGCAGCAGCCAAGGAAUUGAAUAGCAGCUUUGAAGAAUGGGAAAAAUUAAUGAAAGCUUCAAAUUCAGUUGCCUCUGAGACUAUUAUGGGGUUGAUCACUCGCAUGUUUAAACAAACUGCUAUUGCCAAGGCAGGUGCUGUAAAGGAUUAUAUUAAGAUGAUGCUUCAGAAUGAUUCACUUAAAUUUCUGGUUUUUGCUCACCAUGUAAUCAUGCUCCAAGCUUGCACAGAAGCAGUCAUAGAAAACAAGACUCGUUAUGUUAGGAUAGAUGGAAGUGUUCCAUCCUCAGAAAGAAUACAUCUGGUUAAUCAGUUUCAAAAGGAUCCUGAGACUCGUGUUGCUAUCCUAAGCAUUCAGGCUGCUGGUCAGGGUUUGACGUUUACUGCUGCAACUCAUGUUGUGUUUGCUGAGUUGUACUGGGACCCUGGACAUUUAAAACAAGCAGAAGACCGUGCUCACCGAAUUGGACAGUGCAAUUCUGUGAAUAUUCACUACCUCAUUGCAAAUGGGACUCUAGACACCCUUAUGUGGGGAAUGUUGAAUCGCAAGACUCAGGUUACUGGGAGCACAUUGAAUGGUAGGAAGGAACAACUUCAGGCUGAGGAAGGUGAUAAGCAAAAAUGGGAUUUCCUGCAGUUUGCUAAAGCUUGGACACCAAAUGAAAGUUCUGAAGAGCUCAGGAAGGAUAUCUUGUUCACUCAUUUUGAAAAAGAAAAACAGCAUGAUAUUCGAUCAUUCUUUUUGCCAAAACCUAAAAAUAGUCAGUCGGUGACCUCCUGUGAUGAAUCAAGGAUAUUCCAUGAAAAAAGUAUUGCAGUGCCAACGGCCCCUGGAAAAGUAUUUGCAAGAGAUAUCAUUGAUUAUGAAAACAAUUUUGAACCUGAAGCUAAAAGAUUGAAGUCAGUCACCACUGGUGACCACUGCAGUGCCUCAGAGGAGAAGCCGCGCCGGCCCAGAGAAACCGCCCCACCCCUUCCUGGAGAGGACUGGCAGUGCGGGUUCUGCACCUAUAGCAAUAACUCAUUGUUACCUUGCUGUGAAAUGUGUGGGCAUCCUCAAGGCAGUGCUGAUGGCCUCAACUAUACCCAGGAUAAAAACAUAAAUGAGAAAGAUGACUCUCAGAAAGGCACAUCCAGAAAAGUUUGGACUGAUUCUGAAUGUGAGAAACAAAUUCUUGCACCAUCAGAAACUGAACCGUUGGCUGAGAGCAAGGAAAAAAUAUCAAAAAUUGAGAGGGAAGAUGGACAUAUGCCCCAGUCAGGCAAUGAACAGUUGGAGCGUUCUGAUACUCUGCCAGUGUAUGAUACCUUAAUGUUUUGUGCGAGUAAGAAUACCGACCGGAUUCACCUCUACACCAAGGAUGGAAACCAGAUGAACUGUAAUUUCAUUCCUUUGGAUAUAAAAUUAGACCUUUGGGAAGAUUUACCUGCAAGCUUUGAGCUGAAACAAAAUCGCUCCCUGAUUUUGAGGUUUGUUCGAGAAUGGAGUAGUCUAACUGCCAUGAAGCAAAGGAUCAUCAGGAAAAGCGGGCAACUAUUCUGCAGCCCAAUUCUUGCUUUCGAAGAGAUCACAAAGCAACAAACCAAACGAAAUAGUACAAAAAGAUAUAUAACCAAAGAAGAUGUUGCUGUAGCCUCAUUGGACAAGGUGAAGAAUGACGGGGGCCACCUCCGUCUGAUCACAAAGGAGGCCAGGCCACAAGACACUUCUACAAAAAACUUUCUUGAAGAUGGAGCCUGUGUCCCAUUUCCAAAUUCCUGCCUAGCCCAAGCCGAUCACACUGUGAAGCCUUCUACAUCCAAGGGCUAUUUGCAAGCUGUGGAUAAUGAAGGAAAUGCACUUUGCCUUCUCUGUCAGCAACCCACUUGCCAGACUAAACAAGAGUGUAAAGUGAAUGCUUGGGAUUCACGGUUUUGCUCUCUGAAAUGUCAGGAGGAAUUUUGGAUUCGUUCUAAUAACAGUUACCUACGAGCCAAAGUAUUUGAAAUUGAACAUGGUGUGUGUCAGCUAUGUAAUCUGAAUGCACAAGAACUCUUUUUACGUCUGAGAGAUGCUCCUAAAAGUCAGCGGAAAAGUCUUCUGGAUAUUGCCUGGAUCUCAAAGCUCCCUUUAGAACAGCUUAAUGAAAUGAUAAGAAACCCAGGGGAAGGGCAUUUCUGGCAGGUGGACCACAUCAAGCCAGUGUUUGGUGGAGGAGGACAGUGCUCCCUGGACAACCUGCAGACUCUCUGCACAGUCUGCCACAGAGAGAGAACUGCCAGACAAACCAAGGAAAGGAGCCAGGUGAGAAGACAGUCUCUGGCAGCAAAGCACGGAUCUGACAUCAUGCGAUUUUUGGUGAAGAAAUGAAGUGUAAAAAUCUUGAAUGGAUGACAAAUGGUUUACAUGUGGAGGAAUGUAACUCAAGUUUUUUCGUGUUUAUCUAAUAUUUUAAGAGUAGAAAUUUUCAGACAAUCAAGGAUUCAACUUCCCUUUUCAUAUUAAAUGCUUUUAGUGUUCACUGCCUUUUUAAAGUACUUAACAGAAAUCCUGAGAUGUGGUACUAAAUAUAGUGAUCUUCUCAAUUUCAUACAGACUCAGUUAUGUCUCAGUAAGGUUUUGUUAAGCCCUCAUUUCCCCCUUCUAUACCUUAAUCAUGGUAUUAUGCAAAGAUGGUAUUUGAAAAAUAUAGUCUCAAUUACUUGCAACUGCUACUGGAUUAGGAUUGGUUCUGGACUGCUGUGCAUAUAAAAUGGAACACUGCAAAACCAUAAGGGAAAUUUGGGAAGCGAAUAUCAUUAUUCACGAAUACUGGGUGAAGUGUGACGGGCCUGCUUAGUAUGCAGGAGAGACUCUUGUUCACUAAAUGCCUCCAAAAAGGGCUUGGGAUACACAUUUUGACUGUUUCUUUUUUGUUAUAUUUCUUAGCCAGCUGUCUUUAUUGAAACAAAUGCUUUUGAAAAUAAGGUAAUUGGACCCCUGCUGUUUGUGGACAGUUCCCGAGUUCUGGGUAAAAUAACUAUUAAAAAUACUUAAAACUAAAAACAUAAAAUUUAAAAUACCACGUAAACUUCAAUAAUUAGUUUGUUCUCAUUCAUAAAACUAGACUGGCUGUCAUAGCACCUUUUGUGUCCUGAUUAUCACUUUUUGUUUUUAAAAUUCUGUCUUAUUAAAAGUGUAUUCCUGGUACCUGAUUUAAAAGAAGCGAUGAUGAUUAAACACUUUAUAUUAAAGCA
Molecule: messenger RNA, 4309 nt
Organism: Artibeus jamaicensis (Jamaican fruit-eating bat)
Lineage: Eukaryota; Metazoa; Chordata; Mammalia; Chiroptera; Phyllostomidae
Gene: ZRANB3
Product: zinc finger RANBP2-type containing 3
Exons: 22
Coding region: 258-3443 (1061 amino acids)
Biological process (GO): replication fork processing; DNA repair
Cellular component (GO): nuclear replication fork
Molecular function (GO): nucleic acid binding; endonuclease activity; ATP-dependent chromatin remodeler activity
Source: RefSeq, a predicted model, not a curated record